CUGCACAAAACCGUCCUUUUUUUCUUCACCAAUCUGUGAGUUUUCUCCACAGAUGGAGCCGCCAUUUCAGGAAUCUUCUACAGUUUCCAGCGCCACAUCCGAGAACAUACGGAGAGUAGUGUUCAGCUGCCACCAGUCAGCGUGGGAUACCGAGCAUCCCGCUGAUCCGACACCGGUGCUGGGACCUAUUCCAGUGUUUCUGACUUGAGCGUGCUCUGUAACGGGAGUGAGACUGAGAGCUUCGUCCUGCUCCUGCUGAGACAACAGCUUCACCUUCUGAUGAACUCGACGGAAGCUCCACAGUCUAUCAGCUCCAUGUGAAGAUAUAAUGUAGACAUCUGUUCAUCAAGGCUUCUCAUUAGUGAUGACCAUCAUGGCAGGUCUUGUUGGACUACUUCUGCCCCCUUGUUUGACUUGUGUUUCUGGUUAAAGGAGCACACUGCUGUCACAAACCUGUGGACUUGUUUUGUCCUAUGAAAUACUUGAACAGUUUUUUGUCUCAGUGCUGAAAGGUGAGGCAAGCAAAGUGUUAAUCACAAAAAUUCCAAAAAUAUUCCACCUCCACCUCCAUUGUACUCCACCUUUGUGUGUGUAGUAGUCCAGUAUGCGCUGUGUUUCAGGACUGUUGCUGGUCUUGUAGAUGACAACUCUGUUCACCCCCAGCAACUGCAGCAUCUCCAGACUCUGGACCAGCUACAGAGGAACACAGUUGACCUUUUAGGAACCACAACAAUCCCUGAUAUGUGAAGGGCCAUUGCGGUUUAUGAGAGGAAGCCUCAGGGGGAUUAAAACCAUGAAACAGGAAGAAGCAACGUGAGUAAGUAAUUACACUUUUCUUUUGGUGUUUUGUAUUUCUUAUCUCUUCCUGUCUCGGUCAAGAUUGAAAUCAGUAAUAUGUGAUGUUACCUGCAGCGCAUUUUUGAAGUCAAACAUGGUGGAGAAGCAGACGGUGAAGCUGUAAGAAAAGGAGUCCCUUUUGGCAUUCUGGUUCUUCACCUCCAAAAACUGUUUUUCAUGUUUCUCUGAGAACACAGAAAAGAACCACAGACACGUUAUGUCAGUUCUCUUUCAUAAUAUUUCGCUCGAUGUCUCACUAUGGGAUGCACGCCUCGCUGCAGACCUCAGAAGCACCAAUCUCAUUACGCCAAUCCUGAUUGGCUGGUGGAACCUGUCCGUCCACCCCAGGUAGUACCAUCUACCUUAAAUAGUUCAUGCGGACGGCAACGCGUUAUUCAAACACCUCUUCUCGCUCGGAGCAUACCUCGUGUCCUGGGCUAGCUAGCUUAACUGUCCACAGAUGGAUCUUAUUUAGCCUCUGUCGCUGGGUGCUACCUAGCUUUGGAGAUUUUUUUGCUUUGUCGGUCACACCAGAUCAAUUUUCUGUGCUUUCCUCGUCCCACCACAGUCUGGUUAGCGCUGUCCUUGACAUCCCACCACGGUUGAUCGAGUUCCAAGCGUUUGCACACCAGCUAUUCCCUCAGUUUCUUCACAGUAGCACACCAGCUACCUGCCUCUGCUCCCUGCCUGCACACCAGCUCGCGAGGAAUGGAGGCUAGAACCCCUCACACCAGAGGACACAGAGACUCUGGGGCCCGUCCCUGUCGCUGUGGGAAUAAGAUAUCAAGCAAGGACCCACACCAGGCCUGCGAGUUGCCUAGGGCUGGAACAUGCCGGCUGGCUAUCGACGUCCCCGGCUCGUGUCAAGGAUGGACAAUACGACGACGGUGGCGUAUAUCAACCGUCAGGGGGGAUUGCGCACCCGUCAGUUGCACAUGCUGGCACACAGACUGAUCCUGUGGAGCUGCGGUCGUCUCCUCCCCCUGAGAGCGGCGCACAUGCCAGGAGUCCUGAACACAGGAGCGAACCUGUUGUCCAGGGGCGCCCCAGUAUACAGGGAGUGGAUUCUACACCCGGAUAUUGUGGAACUGAUAUGGGCUUGUUGCAGUCGGGGCGUGGUGAAUCUGGUCGAUUCGAGAGACAACGUACAGUGCACGCUGUUUCACUCUCUGCAUCUGUAUGAUACCUCCCACUCUGUCCAGAGUGAGAGAGCACGGCCACGCACUGAUUUUGAUAGCUCCUCAUUGGCCUGUGAUGCACUGGCUAGUGGAGAUAUAUCAGUUGAUGUGCGCUCAGCCCUGCAGGGACCUGCUAUCGCAGGGGGGGAGGGGCUGUUUUCCACCCGCACUCAGAACGCCUGGCGCUGUGGUCUUGGCCCCUGAGUGGCUAAAUCUGUCAGCUGUGGGUCUUUCACAGCGGGUGAUUUCCACUAUACAAAGUGCCCGAGCCUCCUCCACUAGGUCUCUGUAUGACCGUAAAUGGAGACUGUUUGAGGGGUGGUGUCACAGAAACGGCCACAUUCCCUUUCAGUGUCCAGUAGGAGUGAUAUUGUCAUUCUUCCAGGACCUGAUUGACAAACGGAAAGCAUUCUCCACAGUUAAAGUGUACUUGGCAGCUAUCGCCGCCCGUCAUGUGGGGUUUCGGAAGCAAACAACGAGCCAGCACCCGCUGGUUUGCCGUUUUAUGAAGGGAGCAUGCAGGUUUCUCCCCGUGUCCAGACCACUGGUACCACCAUGGGAUCUGGCUGUGGUUUUGGAUACCACAGCCAGAUCGUACAUGGAGAGGACGAGGGGUGUCAGGAGGAGCGAUCAGCUGUUCGUCUCCUGGGCUAACCCUCAUAAGGGGAAACCUGUCACAAAGCAGCGUCUGUCCCACUGGGUGGUGGAGGCGAUUGCUUUUGCUUAUACGAGUCAGGGUUCGCAGUCACCUGUGGGCCUGCGAGCACACUCGACUCGGGGCUUGGCCGCAUCCUGGGCCUCAUUCAGUUCAGUCAUUCAGUUCAGAGUUUCUGUUCAGGACAUCUGUGCUGCGGCGAGUUGGUCCUCGCCUCUCACUUUUGUCUGUUUCUAUAUGUUAGUGUGUGGCACGAGCGGUUUUGUUGUCCUGACGGGAACAGAGUAUUUUUGCCUGUGGGUUGGUGGACACUUGAUAAGCUUGUCUGGCAAUACGGGAGCAACCAUAUCCCAUAGUGAGACAUCGAGCGAAAUAUUAAUCAGAGAACAUUAGGUUAUUUUCAUAACCCCGGUUCUCUGAUUAAUAUGAGUGAGAUGUCUCACCAGACAACCCUUCUUGCUUGGGCGAGUGAGAGGAGGUGCUUAUCUUGAAUAACGUGUUGCCGUCCGCAUGAACUAUUUAAGGUAGAUGGCACUACCUGGGGCGGACGGACAGGUUCCACCAGCCAGUCAGGAUUGGUAUAAUGAGAUUGAUGCUUCUGAGGUCUGCAGUGAGGCGUGCAUCCGAUAGUGAGACAUCUCACUCAUAUUACUCAGAGAACCGGGGUUAUGCAAAUAACCUAAAGUUCUUCAGCUGUACUCUUAAAGUCCAGUGCCAUCAAAUAGGAAGACUUUGAAGACGCCAAAUGUCUGCUGAUGGACGGAUGGAUCAAACACUGCAGCCCUGCUAUGCUGAGAAACCCCUCAGUACCUUCAGAGUCGGCUGCAGCGGAGGUCACAGUGAUGUGAGAUGGGUUCUCACAGCCUGAGGGCAGAGGACACAUGAUGUCUGCUGUCCCGUAUGGAAAGCCAAAGUGAUCGCUGUGGAUGUUCCUGAUCCCUGUAGAGAUGAGCGUUUGCUCCUGACAACAGAGAAGGCAGCGAUAAUCUACCUGCUCGCUCCUCAGCACCACUGCAAUAACACGAACCUUCUGCAGAGGACAAGGAGGUUAGCAAAUACACUUUAUUAUUGUUUUGUUACACUGUAAUACCUGAAUAAGCAGAAUAAGCUUUGGCAAAAUGUUAGGUUUAGUUAUGCUUACAGUCACUAAUGGUUGAGAUGAUGUUUCCUGUCAUGGCAUAGUAAUAUUUCUCCCUUUCUGUGUGCAUUAGUCUUUGAGUGUGUUUGAAUGGUGUUUAUGUUUCUCCUGUCUUAUCAGUCAGCUUGUCAGUAACUGUGAGGCCUGUUUGAAACUGAGCAGCACACGGAGUAAAACCUGGCCGAGUUCGGUCUCUUCGCUAACCUUUGGUGCCGAGCGGUGCUCCAGAUAAGCUGACAAUAGCAGCGUCUUCGUCCCGUUGACCACCACAAAUUGUCCCAGAGAAACUGCAUGAGUGCAAAAUGUUAAACCAAGAUGUUAAUCUGCGUAUUUUCUCUGCUCUCUGCUGACCACACCCAGAGGUUGCAGUGUGAACCUUUCAGUAGAAAAAGUGCUGUGCUUUUAAGUUCGUUAUGUUGAUGAAAAGCAUGAUUAAAGUGAUUAUUUUUUCUGAUUUCAGAUAAACGUGGGAGCAGACUGUACAGUACCAGUUAUUUUCAUACCAUAUUGAAUUUCUGAUGGAUGCAAAUGG
Scatophagus argus is the source of this 4340-nucleotide messenger RNA. RefSeq lists its product as uncharacterized. The transcript is spliced from 3 exons. The record is from RefSeq and is a predicted model, not a curated record. NCBI's taxonomy places the organism in Eukaryota, Metazoa, Chordata, Actinopteri, Scatophagidae. The coding region runs from base 2017 to 3063 and encodes 348 amino acids.